Messenger RNA from Blepharisma stoltei, 3358 nucleotides. The record is from the annotation of a GenBank genome assembly. NCBI's taxonomy places the organism in Eukaryota, Ciliophora, Heterotrichea, Heterotrichida, Blepharismidae.
AUGCCUGAAGAUAUAGCUCAUAAACCUAUAUAGAUUCUUUACCGAAUAAAAUGUACUGGAUUCUCGAGCAAGCAAAACAGACUCUCUCAAAGAAAUGAGCACAAUCUCUAUUAAAAAAUGACAUAAAAUUUAAGAUACCAAAUUAGAUUGGGAUUGAUUAAUAACUAAAAAUCCUAUCGCCAUCUUGAUUUUUAAAAGCCAUAAUAAAAAUUAAAACUCUGAUUUUUUUUGUUCGUUAUGUCGCCAUCUGGAUUUAAAAAAUUAAAAUUCUUAAUCCACCUCACGCUGUUUCAUUCAGAGCUUGAUAUUUGAAGUGUUUAAUAAGAUAUAUUGCAGCUUUAUUUUCAGCUUUCUGUAUAAGCAAGCGCGCAAAUUUAUUUUUGAAAUUUUUUUGUUCGUUAUAUCACCAUCUUGAUUUUUCUGGCUAUAUUAAAAAUUAAAAUUCUUAAUCUCUCAUUGAGUUUCAUUCAGAGAAUGUAUUUUAGGUUUUUAAUAAGAUAAUUGGUAGCUCUAUUUUCUGCUUUCUGGGUAAGCUCACAAUUUAUUUUUUAUUUUUCAAAGCUAUAUUAAAAAUUAAAAUUCUUAAUCGAUCUCACACGGCUUCAUUCAAAAUUUAAUAUUUUAAGUAUUUAAUAACAAAGCCAUUUUUAAAAAUUGGUGCUUUUAAUUGUCAACUAUUUUCACGCUUACCACCAUUUUUGGCAUGCCACUUUUUAGCACUUCCGAUACUCAUCUCUUUGAGAGAGUCUGUUUUACUCGUUCAAGAGUCCAGUGCAUUUUAUUCUAUAAAGAAAUUUAUAUAGGGGUAUGAGCUAUAGCAAGAUAUUGGGAACCGAAACCACCGAAGUUUUUAACCUUAAAAAGUAUCCAAGCACUAAAGAAGAAAUAAAAAUUUAUGUCUUCAAAAUUUUGGAAAAAUUAUUUAAGGUAACAUACAAUACUAAAAUGAAAAGAGCAAGACAGCAAAUGCAGGAAAUUAUAAUAAAUUUUAUAAUUGCAUUGCAGAUGGCUACAAUGAUUUGGAGUCCCAAUGUAAAUAUAAAAAACUGGGAUCCAAAUUUAGAUACUUGGCAAAUAAUCAAAUAUGUCAGCUUCGAAAGAAUAUGUGGAGAGACUGGAACACUUAAUAUAUAUUUCUAUGUUACAGUCUUCGAAAUAUUACUUUGAAUAUUUUGCUUUAUAGCACUUCUUUCAUUUAGCUAUUUUGAAACUACUCUCUCAUAUUUCUAUAUUUUACUCCCAAAGAAAAUUUUAUGUUUCCUUACUUCUAUAGGCUUUAUACCUAGCCUGAUGAUUUUAUUAGUAGUAUUCAAAUAUUCCACCUUUAAUUACCACGAAAUUUCUGAAUAUUCCAAUAGUAUUUCAUCAUACUAUAUUAAUUAUGGAAAACUUGUCGGAUUUUUUUCAAUUUUACUUGCUAUCAUUUUACUGACAAUUAAUAUUUUUUCAAUAAUAUUUACGUCUGAUAUUAGGCAUUCCUCUGCAAAAGUAAAUAUCAGAUCAAGAGCUUUUUCGAAGCUUGAAAUAGCUCAGCUUUUUUUUAUGUUUUUUCAAUGCAUUUCUUAUGUAAUGCUGAAUGAAAAAUAUUUUUUAAUUAGUCAAGGAUUUUUAUUCAUAUAUGGAUUUAUUCUUGCUGAAAAAAUUAUUUCAGCACUUCCUUAUUAUAGAGGUUUCCUCUAUAUAGCGCUGAAAGCGCAGACAUUUUCCCAGGAGCUUUCCAAGUUCGUCGGACCAAAUCGCUUUUUGGUCCGACCAAGGCAUUGAUUUGGUGCAACCAACCGAUAAAUUCCGAUCAGAAUUUAUCGGCCUUACAGCGCCAAACAUAGGAAACUUCUAUAUAACCCCAUUGAAAAUGCAAUAAAAUCAUGCCAAAUUAGUGCAAUAUCAAUAUCUAUCUUAAUUUUUCUAUUUAGCGCAUAUUUGGACAAUGGAGAAAUUAUUGCUAUUUUAAACAUAUUUUUGCAGCCUUUUGCGCUAAUUUUAGUAUGUCUUAAAGUAAAAUCAAACUCAGCUGCAAAAAUUGAAGUAAAUACUGACUUUAUAAAUCAAUAUGAAUUUGAAAGAAAAAUGAGACCAAAAUUAUGUAAUGAAUUAAAACAUGAUUUUAACGAUUUAAUAAAUAAAUUCUCUUAUUUUAGCCAAAAAGCGAAAUUUGAAUAUGAUAAACUAUUUGUAUUAUGAGAAGCUAAUUAUUGUUUUUAUGUGCUCAAAAAUGAACAGCUAACAAGGGUUAAAUUAACAAAAAUGAAAAAUGCCAAAAAUAUUUUAGAAGGAGAAAUCCAGCAAUGGUUACUUAUUAAUAAGCUUGACAACAAUAAAACUAAUUCAUCUGAAGUGAAGUUUUUAGAGUAUUUAGACGAGUUAAACAGAGUAAAAACAUAUGAUUUAUCAUUAUGCGAAAAAUUGCUUGAUGUGAUCAAUGAAAUUUUAUUAAAAUCUCCAAAAAUUGAUAAAUUAGUAAGCAUGAUUAUAACGAUGACCCCCUCAAUCUUCAUGUCUACUGCAACAAAAAUUUUUCGAAAAAAUCUUCGUGCCUACUGCAACACAAAAUUUUUAUAAAAAACAUUAAUGCAUUUUUCUCUAAGUGAGUUUCUCAAAAAAAAACAUAAAGCAGUGCUGCUUUAGGUGUUUCAAUGACAUUCUCAUCGAGAUUUGGACGGCUAUUGCCAUCGCUCACCAUUUUAUUAAACUUACCUAGCUAAAAAGUACGGAAAAAUUUAAGAUGCGCAUCGAAAAUUUGUUGCAAGAGGAUUAGGAUUAAGAUUAUUAUAGACAGGCGCUAGCCAUAUUGAUGGCGCAGUCAUUAAAGACCUCCCGUACGGAAGGUUCUUCCGCUUUUCGACUCCAGCCCAGAGGAUCUAUCCCUCUUACGAGUGCCCUUCCGGUACCUUCUGUCUCCUCCUUGCCUUGGGAGUUCAGCCUUGAGUGGGCGGCUUACGGAUUUCUGCGGCCCUGCUACGGGCGAUUGGAGUAGCUUGAUUCCAAGGAAUUGGAGUCUAUUGGGGUGUCAAAGUGCCUUUUUUCAACAGCUACAGGAAAAAGACUGUUCCCCUGCGGCCUGGGCCGAAAGCCCCGGUUUCUCGUUAGAGGAAUACUAAUGGGUCCCGGAUUCAAAGGACGUUGCUGAGCUCCUCCAUUUCCAACCACAGGAAAGCAGCCAAAACCUACCCGGAUACACACUUCUUGAGCCUGCGUCUGAUUCUCGGCUUGGAGUCCGUCCCAGUUCGCCGUAGCCAUAAGGUCUGGACUGCUGCGCCAAGAGGGCAGGCUGGCACGUGUCGCCAUUUUAAUGUAUAUAUAGAAAUAUAAUUUAAAUGGCGCUAUAAGGAGUAUUUUCUGGAUGAACCAGCAGGUCUAA